Selaginella moellendorffii is the source of this 627-nucleotide messenger RNA. RefSeq lists its product as uncharacterized. The record is from RefSeq and is a predicted model, not a curated record. Bases 9 to 569 code for a protein of 186 amino acids. The transcript has 2 exons. NCBI's taxonomy places the organism in Eukaryota, Viridiplantae, Streptophyta, Lycopodiopsida, Selaginellales, Selaginellaceae.
AUACAUCAAUGGCGGGCUCUCUUUUCACUCUUUUCGCUCUUGCUCUUUUCUUCUUGAUUGCAGCACAGCAGUCCCAAGCUCAAGAAGAGUAUCUAAAACGAGUUUGCGAUGGCUGCACUACGACAAAAAACAAGCUCCUUUGCACGCUCUGUGACACUGCACAGAAGCAAGCCGCAGCAAAACCUCCAACCAUGGUGACAGAGAUCCCUCAAGAGGAAGCCAAGAAGGAGGCCCUGGGCAUCGCCCAAGCCGCCAAGCCAAUCCACUACACAAGUGCCAAGGUCGAAAAGAAGGACUGCGCGGAGAAAUGCCCCAAAGGAAGCAUUACAUACUACCUCGACGAGUGCACCGAGUGUAGGACGGAAGUCACCACCCUUCCAGUCUAUCCCGAUGGAAUGGACAUCUCCAAGAGCUACUUUUGCACCAAACUUUGUGCCAGCAACUUCUUCAAGGGAUCCAAGAUGUGUAAGUUCUGCUGGGCAACAUCGCCAUCGCCAUCUCCAUUGCCUUCUCCGGCCCCGGCGCCGACGCGAAUGCCAAAGAAGAAGAACCCGCCUAAACACCACUGAGUGUUUUUAGAUCCAGCGUAGUUUAGUCGAGGAAAUAAGGAAAAGCACGGACCUGUGU